UUGUAAAGACAUUUUCAUUGACAUUUUGUACUUAAAAUAUUUGGCGGAAAGAUCGCUCGGCUUUGACAAAUUUGAUAUUUUAUGUGUUAUGAGUAAAUUAGUAAUAAUAGUUAUUGAUAGUUAUAUUUUAUAAACAUGGCACAAAGGAGCAUAACGUCCUUCUUUAUUAGGGUCACACCAAAGGAUUCAACAACAAGUUAUGGAGCUUCAAUUGCUAAGGUAUCUUCACACCAAUUAAAGAGAACUAGAGAAUCCAGCAGUGUAGAUGACAAUGAAGAAAAUAUGCCUACUAAGAAUACCCAAAAAGAAUUAACAAAUAAAAAGAAUUCAGCAAAAAGACAAAAAACUGUGAAAGUAUUGCCUGAUUCAGUUCAAAAUAUUAUUAAAACUACUGAAAAAGAUGUAGACAAUAACAGCAGUGAUAGUAAUUUGUCUAUUAAAAAUGCUCCACUUAGAUCUGAAAAGAAGAAAAACAAGCAUCGUCUCAUUAACUCUGAUAGCAGUGAAGAUGAAGUUCUCAUUAAAAAAGAGAGUCCAAAGAAGGAAAAGAAAUUGGAAGUUUUCUUUAAGAAAGAAGCUGAAAAUUUAAAAGCAAAGAAGAAGAAGCAACAUGUAAUUGAAUCUGACUACAGUUCAGAUGAAGUUGAGAGUCCUAAAAAACAAGAAACAAAGGAUGUUGUGGUUAAGAAAGAACCUGAAGUUGAAAAGAAAUCCAUGCUUGAUUUUUUCAAAGGAAAUUCAAAAACAAAAACUGAUACUAAUGUUAGUGGAGUUGAUUAUAAUCCAACAUUGGGAAAAUAUGAUCCAAUUGAAUGUGCUACAUGGCAACAUGGACAAAAGGUACCUUAUAUGGCGUUAGCUAGGUCCCUGGAAGAGAUAGAAAACGUGUCAGCUCGAUUAAAGAUGAUUGAGAUCUUAAGUAAUUUCUUCCGAUCUGUUCUGGUUUUGACCCCAGAUGACUUAUUGCCGAGUGUCUACCUAUGUUUGAACAAAUUAGCCCCAGCAUACGAGGGAAUUGAAUUGGGAAUUGCCGAAACAUCACUGAUGAAAGCAAUAGCGCAGAGUACUGGAAGAACUGUGGCACAAAUAAAAGCGGAUGCCCAAGAAGUGGGUGAUCUUGGAAUCGUGGCCGAACGCUCAAAAAGUAAUCAGCGUAUGAUAUUUCAACCGGCUCCGCUGUAUGUUCGUGGUGUCUUCGACAAGCUCAAAGAUAUAGCGAAAAUGACCGGACAUUCUUCACAAACUAAAAAAGUAGAGAAAAUCCAAUCGAUGUUUGUAGCUUGUAAACAUUCCGAAGCACGGUUUUUAAUCCGAUCGUUGGCGGGAAAGCUUAGGAUAGGCUUAGCGGAACAAUCUGUAUUGCAAGCGUUGGCUCUGGCCUGUACGUUGACGCCACCGAAUCAAUCUUAUCCACCUAAAAAAUUGAAUGUUUCUAAAGGAAUGUCCACAGAAUCUUUCAAGAAUUUACAAGAGGAAAUGACUUUGAUAAUUAAAACAACCUAUUGCGAAUGUCCAAAUUAUGAUCUGAUGAUACCUGUACUUCUCAAAGAGGGUAUCGAAAAGCUUCCCGAAUACUGCAAGCUCACUCCGGGUAUUCCACUCAAACCUAUGUUAGCACAUCCGACAAAAGGCGUACACGAAGUCCUCCAGCGAUUCGAUGGUCUCAGAUUCACAUGCGAAUGGAAAUAUGAUGGAGAAAGAGCGCAGAUUCACAUACAUGAUAAUGGUGAUGUUAGCAUUUAUAGUAGGAAUCAAGAGAACAAUACUUCAAAAUAUCCCGAUAUAAUUUCUCGUUUGGUGCACUGUAAGACUGAUAAUGUUAAGUCCUGCAUUUUGGAUUGCGAAGCUGUCGCGUGGGAUAAGGAAAAGAAACAAAUAUUGCCAUUCCAAAUAUUGAGUACGCGGAAACGGAAGGAUGCGAAUGAAGAGGAUAUAAAAGUUCAAGUUUGCGUAUUCAUGUUUGAUUUGCUAUUCCUAAAUGGAGAACGGUUAGUUACGAAACCAUUCUCGUAUAGGCGUGAAUUGCUGAAAGAGAAUUUCAAAGAGUACGAGGGUGAGUGGUGCUUUGCCACUAGUAUGGACACCAAGACGAUGGAAGAGGUUCAAGAGUUCUUGGAUGAGAGCGUCAAAGGUAAUUGUGAAGGUUUGAUGGUAAAGACGCUGGACGAGGAUGCCACAUAUGAAAUUGCCAAGAGGUCGCGGAAUUGGUUAAAGUUGAAGAAAGAUUACCUGGAGGGCGUUGGAGAUACGCUAGAUGUAGUCGUCAUUGGUGGAUAUAUUGGUAAAGGAAAACGGACUGGAACUUACGGCGGUUUUCUAUUGGCUUGCUACGACGCCGAUAACGAAGAAUACCAAAGCAUUUGCAAGAUUGGAACCGGUUUUACUGAUGAAUAUCUUCAAACGCAUACAGAUUUCUUGAAGAGUCAUAUAAUUUCUGAACCGAAAUCGUACUAUCGCUACGAUUCAUCUCACGAGCCUGACCAUUGGUUCGACGCUGUUCAAGUGUGGGAGAUAAAAUGUGCAGAUCUCUCCCUCUCGCCAGUCCAUCGAGCAGCAAUGGGCAUAGUUGAUCCUGAAAAGGGUAUUUCCCUUAGGUUUCCACGUUUCAUCAGGAUUCGAGACGACAAGAACGUAGAAGAUGCCACCUCAGCGCAGCAAGUGGCCGACAUGUACUCCAACCAGGACCAAAUUAAAAAUCAACAAGGCGGCGGGAAAUCGCUGGAGGAAGACUUUUAUUAGUUUUUUUUUAUCGUUAUGUAGUUGUUAAUAAGUGUGAAUAAAUACAUAAU
Molecule: messenger RNA, 2789 nt
Organism: Nicrophorus vespilloides
Lineage: Eukaryota; Metazoa; Arthropoda; Insecta; Coleoptera; Silphidae
Gene: DNAlig1
Product: DNA ligase 1
Exons: 12
Coding region: 136-2739 (867 amino acids)
Biological process (GO): lagging strand elongation; DNA recombination; Okazaki fragment processing involved in mitotic DNA replication
Cellular component (GO): nucleus; mitochondrion
Molecular function (GO): DNA binding; DNA ligase (ATP) activity; ATP binding
Source: RefSeq, a predicted model, not a curated record